ACAUUUUCAAAAUUAUCAUAAUAAUACUAGUACACUGAUCUUCAUACUGGGGUAAAUGCAUUUUUGAGUACAUGAAUUCUUUCCAAGGGUUAGAGGAGCAUUGAUGUUUUAAGACAAUUUCCAGAUCUGUUUCUGUUUGUGUCUUUCUUAAAAUUUGUCUUUAGUUCAGGUUUUUUCCCUAUUUUCCAAAAGAAAAACAUACUUGUCAUGUGUUUCAAAGUUUAUUAUCAUGUAUUGCUUGAGAUUGUAAAGACCUCCUUGGCCACAAACAACAUAGAACAUCUUUUUAAAAUUUAUUUUUAAUUUUUUGAACGUAGAGCUUCUUGAAAUAUUGCAGUUUGGUAUUAAAGAUGUGCAUCACUAUAAUGACUACUAGUAAUAAGUCCUGUUUGUAUACAAGGUUGUUUCCAGUUCUUUGAUUUCAGCAAAAUUGUAAGACAAUCUAAGCAAGUUGUUAGUGAAUAAGAGCAUUAGUGUAAUUUUUGAGAAUAGAUUACUAUAUGACUUUUGACACAUAAUGAGGUAGAGGCAUAUAAAGAACCAAUAGACAUUGUUACAAUAAAAUUUUUUCCAUUUCUAUCUAUUCAUCUAUUGUAAGCAAGAUUUCUCAACUAAUAACAUUUGUAAAAAUUAAAAAUAAGAAGAGAAUUAAUUCCCAUCUCUAGUAAUAGAAAAUAGCCAUUGAUAUGUGAACUAAAAAUCAAUUACUAUUUCAAAGGGGAAAGAAAAUACUCAAAAGGAAUAAUCUUGCACGUUAGUGUGGGAAACUAUUAGCAAAUAAAUUAUUUUUCUUUUAACUGCUUAUCGUGAAAAAUUGCAACAUAUAUCCAAUAAACUAAUUCAAACAAUAUAGCCAAUAAACCAAUAGUAUAACAAUAUAUCCAACAAACUAAUAGUAUAACCAACUCCCAGGUACCCAUUUCCAGCUUCAAUUUUGCAACAUCUGUUCAUCCACCUGUCUUACCCAGUGUUUUCCAUAAUGAUAAUGAUAAUGAUAAUGGUUUUUAUAGGUUUUGGUUUUCUUCUUUUGAAUGAGGAGUUUGCUCUAAUUUAUUUUGUAUAUGUAUGUGUGUGUUUUUCCUAAUAGUUUUGCAAAUGAACUUUUUGCUACAACUUUUUCAAAAUUAAAAUAACAUGGCAUCUUAGUGAUUAUUAAAUCCCAUAUAUCGCUAGGGUAUGUGCACUCUUUCCAAGAAUACAGGGGCAGGUAUAGUUAAGUUAAAUGCUUUUACAUUUAAAUGGGGGAGGUUUUGGAGAGAAACCUUCAGUGUACACAACCAUUCAAUACAGGCAUACUUUGGAGAAAUCGUAGUUCUAAUCCGGAUCACCACAGUAAAGUGAAUAUUGCAAUAAAGCAAGUCACGCAAGUUUAGGAGCUUGAAACCAGCCUGUCUUUACUAAAAAUAGAAAAAUUAGCCAGGCAUUGUGGCUAGAGCCUGUAGUCCCAGCGGCUUGGGAAGCUGAGGCAGGAAGAUCGCCUGGAUCCAAGAGUUUGAGGUUGCUGUGAGCUGGGCUGAGGCCAUGGCACUCUAGCCUGGGGCGACAGAGUGAGACUAUCUCAAAAAAGGAAAAAAAAAAAGUUAGAGCUUGCUCUGGAUUAGGCUUUGGUUUAGGGGGAUGUGGCAGGUUUGAUCUUCUCUCUAGAACACUCAAACUUUCUUCAUACCAGCAGUUAGGCUGUUUUGCUUUUUUAUCAUUCGUGUGUUAACUAGAGUGAUACUUGUAAUUUCCUUCAAGAAGGAAAUUCCUUUGCAUUCAGAACUUGGCUAACUGGUAUAAGAAGGCCAGAUUUUGGCCUGUCUUGGCUUUGUACAUGCUUUCCUUAUUAGCAUUUUUAGCUUUUGAUUUAUAGUGAGAUAGAUUCAACUCUUCCUUUCACUUGAACACUUAGAGGUCUUUGUAGGAUUAUUAAUUGUCCUAAUUUCAAUAUUGUAUAUGCAGAGCACAGAGAGGCCUAAAGAAAGGGAGACAGGGGAAUGAGUGAAUGAACGGCCAGUAGGUAAAGCAGUCAGAACACACACUACAUUUAUCAAUUGAAUUUGAGGUCAAUUAAUGUUUUAUGUGGGCAUGGUUUAUGGUACCCUACAACACUUAUAAAAUAAUCAAAGAUGACUGAUUACAUAUUUUCAUAAUAGAGGGAAUUAGCAAAAUGUGACAUAGAGACACAAAGUGAACACACAGUUGGAAAAAUGGCUCCAGUAGACUUAUUUAACAUACAAGUUUAUCAGAAACAUUUAAUUUGUAAAAACUGUAAUAUCUGCAGUUUAGCUCAAUAAAAUGAAGUUCAGUAAAAUGAGGUAUGCCUGUAUUUUGUUUUGCCCUAUUUACAUAAUCUGCCUAGAGCAUAUUGAGUAGGGUUUACCCAAAUGUUAUACUGCAUAAUGAUAGACAUUGGCAAAUAUCAGUUGUUUCUUAAAAACAGUGUAAAAGCAAGACUUAAUUGUGUUUUAAUUUAGUAAGCCACAAAAUAGAUCAAUUAUGUGAUCAUAUUCUAGACUUGAAAAAAAUUUUUUUGUGAUAUUAAGCAUGACUGCUCAUUGAAGAAAACUUGUCUGAAUUUUAUAGGGUACAGUUAAGGUCAGAGAAUGAAAGUUCAAUGUAACUUGUUCUUUUACAUUGAUUAAUUGUAUAACCAGUAAUUAUCCAUGUAACAUCCCAAUGCAAAUGCUGACAUCCAUUUCCAAAAGAGUUGUUUUUUGUGCUUUUUCUAAGGUUAAAAAGGUUUUUGUGGUUUAAAUGUUGUUACAUAUUUUACAGCAUUAGGAUCUAUGGAAUAUUUUGACAACUGCAACAGUUCAAUGAAGUUGGUAAUUUCUUCUUUUAAUUAUUUUUCAUUGAACAGCUUUGGAGUUACAUUUCUACAUUUUGAUUUCUGAUAUAUUAUAGGGGAAGAAAACUUAAAAUAUGUCAAAGGAUGUUUUAGAUAAAGUGCAUAGAUAGUGAUUAUGAUAUGGCAGUAACUAAAUUAUUCUUUGUUUUGGUAAUGCCUAAUUUUGAUGAAAUAGUGUGGUGUUCCUUCUAGCUACUGACUGUAUAUCUGUAAUUGUACAUUUUUCUUAAAUAAGUUGGUUUGUAGGUUUUCACAUAUUACCUACCACACCCUACUUCUUUUGUCAAUUAGAGAGUGAACCUGGAUAAGUUCAAUUAAAUAAUAGUCUGGUAUCGGUUUCCCCCCCAUAGUAAUAUUUGAAAGUAUAAUACUUUGGAUUUUUUUUGAGGAUAAAGUAUGUUCUUAAAACUUUAGUUGUCAAAUUAUUUUAUUUUAAGCUUGUUUUUAUAAAUUAGAGAUGUAUUGUUUCUUUUGGGUGCAUAUCACCAAUUAAUACGUUUGAUUUCAGAUCUACAACUUACUGCUUUGUAAACUUCGCCGAGCAAGGAGUAAAUAAUGCUGAAAAAUUCGACUAUGUGAUGCAGUUUUUGAAUAAGAUGGCUGGUAAUGAAUAUGUUGGAUUCAGUAAUGCAACGUUUCAGUCUGAAAGAGAAAGUGGAGACCGAAAUUUUGCAAUAGGAUAUUACUUAAAAGAAAAGAAGUGUUUUCCAGAAGGCACAGACAUGGUUGGUAUAUUAGACUUCUAUUUCCAGCUAUGCUCCAUUGAAGUGACUUGUGAGUCAGCCAGUGUGAUGGCUGCAACAUUGGCUAAUGGUGGUUUCUGCCCAAUUACUGGUGAAAGAGUACUGAGCCCUGAAGCAGUUCGAAAUACACUGAGUUUGAUGCAUUCCUGUGGCAUGUAUGAUUUCUCAGGGCAGUUUGCUUUCCAUGUUGGUCUUCCGGCAAAAUCCGGAGUUGCUGGGGGCAUUCUUUUAGUUGUCCCCAAUGUCAUGGGCAUGAUGUGCUGGUCUCCUCCUCUGGACAAGAUGGGCAACAGUGUGAAGGGAAUUCACUUCUGUCAUGAUCUUGUUUCUCUGUGUAAUUUCCAUAACUAUGAUAAUUUGAGACACUUUGCAAAAAAACUUGAUCCUCGAAGAGAAGGUGGUGAUCAAAGGGUAAAGUCAGUCAUAAAUCUUUUGUUUGCUGCAUAUACUGGAGAUGUGUCUGCACUUCGAAGAUUUGCUUUGUCGGCCAUGGACAUGGAACAGCGGGACUAUGAUUCUAGAACAGCGCUCCACGUAGCAGCUGCAGAGGGUCAUGUUGAAGUUGUUAAAUUUUUGCUGGAAGCCUGCAAAGUAAAUCCUUUCCCCAAAGACAGGUGGAACAACACACCCAUGGAUGAAGCUCUGCACUUCGGGCACCACGACGUGUUUAAAAUCCUCCAGGAAUACCAAGCCCAGUACACACCUCAAGGAGAUUCUGACAAUGGAAAGGAAAAUCAAACCGUCCACAAGAAUCUUGAUGGAUUGUUAUAAUGGUCUUAGAUCCCAAGAUUUAAGUCACUUACCUAUUUAAUUGUGGAAAAUGAAUAUGAAGAACGUGUGUAUUUCUAUCUGGUAGUGAUGUACAUUUUACAUUUGUCAUUUCAGUGUUACUGGAGUUUUCUUCAUUGUGCGCACAGGACAAAUCUGAUCUCUUUGGGAAAAAAUAGAAAUAAAACAAUCUCCCUCCAUAAUGUGAGCAAUAUUUACCUCGUGCAUUGUAUAAUUUGAUGUAAAAGAAACAGUUAACCAAUGCUAGCCUAAUUGUGUGGUCUUCAUGAUUUACUUGUGUGUUUUGUGAAUUUUCAAUUUAUGGUGAUGAUCUGCUGAUAUGCAUUUAUAAAUAAAGCUUUGUUGUACAGUCUGUCCAAAUAGGUCAAGGCCACCUUUAGAAGCAAAUAUUGUGAUUUCAAGACUCCAAUUAUAGAUUUAGUGUGAGUGUUUGAACAACUAUUGCACUUAUGGUUGUAUGUUUAAAAUGUCUCCCUCACUCUAGCUUCACGAUGUGAUUCUUAAAAAAUUAUAACAAUUAAAAACUGUUAGCAUAGACCAAUUCUGAUUAGACUCUAUCAGGGAAUCUGUUCAAGAUAUGUUUGGUGACCAAAACAUAUGUGUGAAUGUAGUUAUAAUACUUUUUGAAAAAAUUUCCUUUUUCUAUAUCCCCUUCCUCCAGCCUCUCUUCUCAGAAAUUGAGCUCUCUGCCUCUUUCCUUUUGCUGGGAAAGUGAGUGCUGGCAUACUAUGCAGUUUUCAUGUUUUCUGCAGUAAGUCAGAAAAUGCCUCCUUUGUCUGGUAUCAGAGCUGUAACUUUGCCAUUUGUGUACGGAAGGUGAACCAGAGUCAAAAUUACUGAUCGAGGAAUCAAAUAGUCAAACUUAUCAGUCUAGAAAAUGACAGGAUGUGCUACUGUAGCUCUUUGAGUUUUUUUUUUUUUUUGCUUCUAGGAUAAAGAGAAAUCCAGAAAUGCUGUAAGCUACCAAAGUUAUUCUGAUAACAUGGGAACUGCUACAAAUAACACUUGUUUUUAAGCAUUAUCAUUAAAAGUCUGCAUCAAGAUAUCUGUCCUCCUUGGGGGACCAAUGGAUCACUCCAGAUUUCUUCUGAUUCCCUAUUGUGUAAAUCUUUGUGGUCUCUUUAAAUAAUAAAAAGAGGCCAUUUCAUGUUAAAUUGAGACCCGUCAUUUCUUUAUCAUGGGGCAUUAACUCAGAAUUUGGAGAGUAAAAGGGGCUUCCAAACAUAAAGGAAUCUGUAGGAAUUGCACACAUGCUUUAUCCUGUCAUACCUCAAGGGGUGUGUAAGUGAGGAUUUCUGAUGUUUAGUGCUGCACACACAAAUGGAUGUUUUUGAAACAGUGUUUAGUAAAGUAAGAAUUCUCAACUACAUGAAUGCUAAUCAUUACCACAUAUAGGUCUCUUUUUUUUUUUUCUUAUCAGUUGCUGCUUUUAAGCUUUAUGAUGCCUGAUGGCACCUUACUCCAGCAGCCUCCAGGUGCUUUGAUUUUUGCUCCUAGUCUAAGUCAGUGGCUUCAGCCUUGCCCUCCCAUUAUCAAGACAAUACCUCCUUUGUGAAGCCACGGCCAGUGUUCUCAGCGGCAUCAAGCAUGAAGCUGGUCUCACGCCCGAGCUUCUGUGCAGAGGAUAACAGGUGGGCAGUCAGCCCUGCCAGAGUUUCUACCCCACAGAUCGGUCAAGCCACACGGACAGGUAGCAUUUGCAAGAUGCUUGCCCCCAAAGAUAUUACACAGUAGACACAUUUUAACUGAACUCAAUUAAGAUAACUGUUCAAACAACAGCUUGUUCUGUGUUAUUAAAAUAAAACAUUAAGAUGGCUGUAUUGUGUGGCGUAAUGAUUACCAAUGAUUAAGAUACUUUUCCCAAAUAAAAAGAGUUCUAUUAUUUGGGAACAAACAGAGUUUUCAUCUCUUAUCAGAUCAGAACUGUUCUGUAAAAUCUUUAUUGUUAAAUGUGCUCUUAUUUAUCUCUGAUGUUAUGACUACGCCUGGUUCUUGCUCUGGCUGUUUGCUGCUGGCUGGUAAUAUGAGUAAAUUUGGUUUAAAUGCUUGUUACUCUGCCAUUAACUGCUGCCAUCAGCAACUCCAAAGGUUUUUUGGUUUGGCUUUCAGAUUGUAUGUGCUUUGUCUGUAUGGGGAUAGCUUUCUAUGGUCAUGUUAAUUUAAAGCUCUGUAUACAUUGUUGUUUUUGCUGAUGUUGUUCUGCUGGUCUCAUCUUUGGUAAUAUGCUGAACCCCACUGCUGCCCCACACUGCCCUUCAGCUGCACAGCUGGAUUAGCUGUUGACCAUCUGAUGCUUUGUCUGGCAGGGACUGAAUGACCUGAUGUUGGAUUUAGAUUCUUCCCGGGGAUUACACAGCUAUGAAUGUAUUUGCUUCCAAAACUUCCCAAAGUGAAUCUAAUCUUAAAACUAGAAGUUGUAAGUAUCCUGAAAUUGGGAAACAUUUAUUUUAAAUGAAAUAAGGUAGUGUUGCUUUUUACAGUAUAAUAAAUACAUGUAU
Nycticebus coucang (slow loris) is the source of this 6860-nucleotide messenger RNA. It is a transcript of the gene GLS, whose product is annotated as glutaminase. The record is from RefSeq and is a predicted model, not a curated record. Gene Ontology annotation, biological process: L-glutamine catabolic process. Lineage: Eukaryota; Metazoa; Chordata; Mammalia; Primates; Lorisidae. The transcript has 12 exons. The coding region runs from base 3409 to 4344 and encodes 311 amino acids. Gene Ontology annotation, molecular function: glutaminase activity; protein binding.